Pipistrellus kuhlii (Kuhl's pipistrelle) is the source of this 1884-nucleotide messenger RNA. Its product is annotated as A disintegrin and metallopeptidase domain 3. NCBI's taxonomy places the organism in Eukaryota, Metazoa, Chordata, Mammalia, Chiroptera, Vespertilionidae. The record is from RefSeq and is a predicted model, not a curated record. The transcript is spliced from 16 exons. Gene Ontology annotation, molecular function: metalloendopeptidase activity. Gene Ontology annotation, cellular component: plasma membrane. Bases 1 to 1884 code for a protein of 627 amino acids. Gene Ontology annotation, biological process: cell adhesion; binding of sperm to zona pellucida; proteolysis.
AUGCCACCAACUGCCUGCACUGUGGCGAGGGUCACCUGGCUCGCAAUGCUGUUUUUCUUGCUGAUCCUCUCAGGCCUAGGCAGGUUGACCUUCGCAGACCAUGACUCUGAAACAUCACAUCUGCAAAUUACAGUGCCACAGAAGCUCGGAUCCACCACCAAUGAUGUCGAUGUUUCAGAAGCGAAAGUCAUUUAUGCCAUCCAAAUUAACAGGAAAACAUACACUCUCCAUCUUAAAAAACAGUCACUUUUAGACCCUCAUUUCCUGGUAUAUAUAUACAACAAGUCAGGAACAUUAUUUCCACAUUCUUCAUUUAAAAAGAGCCAUUGCUUCCACCAAGGAUAUGUUGCAGAGAUUCCAAAUUCAGUUGUGACACUAAGCACCUGUUCUGGACUCAGGGGAUUAUUGCAGUUGGUGAACGUCAGUUUUGGAAUUGAACCAUUGGAAUCCACAGCUAUGUUUGAGCAUAUGCUUUAUCAAAUAAAGAAUAGUAAAACUGAUUUUCUCACAUUACAACACAAUUAUCCUAUAAUCCAAUUUGGAGAGCAGGCCUACAGGAUUCUUGUGAAGUCAGAAAAAAAAUUGGAUGCUAUGCUAUUGAAAAGAACUCUGAAAAUACAAAUCAUUAUGGAUAAAGCCUUGUAUGAUUAUAUGGGCUCUGAAGUGGCUGUUGCAACUGAGAAAAUUGUCCAAAUCUUUAGUCUUAUCAACACUAUGUUUUCCCAGCUGGAACUGACUGUUAUGUUAACAUCCUUGGAGAUCUGGUCAGAUAAAAAUAAGAUUUUAUGUACUGGGAAUGCUAAUGAACUACUACAAAGAUUUGUGUCAUGGAAAGAAAACCAUUUGUUUCAGAGGGCCCAUGAUAUUGCAUUCUUGUUGAUUUAUAGGGAUUAUCCAGAUUAUGUGGGAGCAAUAUAUCAUGGAAGGGCAUGUGAUCCAAAGCGUGCUGCAGGAAUUGCUCUGUAUCUAAAGAGGAUAUCUUUAGAGGCAUUUUCAGUUGUUAUGGCACAGCUGAUUGGAGUUAAUCUGGGAUUAAAAUAUGAUGACAUCUAUAAUUGUUACUGUCCAGGAACUGCAUGCAUUAUGAAUCCUCAAGCCAUACGUUCCCAUGGUGUAAAGUUGUUUAGCCGUUGCAGCGUGGAUGAAUUUAAACAUAUAGUUUCACAGCCUGAAUUGGAAUGUCUUCAGAAUCAAACCAAUUCAAAAGUGGUGGUCCAAGGAAGACAAGAACUAUGUGGCAAUGGAAUUGUGGAAUCGGGAGAGCAAUGUGAUUGUGGCAUUGAAGAGGACUGUGCUUUUAAAAAAUGCUGUCAUGUUGAAAAUUGUACACUUACUGAAACUGCAGAAUGUGGCAAUGGACCAUGCUGUGACAAAAAAACUUGUCGGUUUCUCCCAAGAGGACGUAUAUGUCGGAAAAGCAUUGAUCCAUGUGAUUUUACAGAAUUUUGCACCGGAACAUCUGAGUAUUGUGUGCCAGACAUGAAAUCUAUUGAUUUAGAACCAUGUAACAAUAAAACCGCCUUUUGCUAUAAAGGGAUAUGUCGAGAUCCAAGUAGACAGUGUGUGGAGUUAUUUGGAAAAUUUGCUAAAGGUGGAACAUACCUAUGUGCAGAAGAAGUGAAUUCUCUAUCAGAUGACUUUGGAAACUGUCCUUCGAAACAUUGUAAUUUUAUGGAUACCCUUUGUGCAAAGAUAGUUUGUGAAUGGACACAUACACGUAUAGUGGAAAAUAUAAAUUUUGAUGUUCAAUAUACUUACCUUAAUGGCCAUGUAUGUCUGUCAGCAGCUACAAAAAAGGGCGCAAUAGCCACAGAUCCAGAUAAUACCUAUGUAGCUGAUGGCACUAUAUGUGAAGAAAAUAAGGUAAAUAUAAAUUUUACUUGA